This is a messenger RNA of Carcharodon carcharias (great white shark), 2575 nucleotides long. Its product is annotated as small conductance calcium-activated potassium channel protein 2-like. The coding region runs from base 1 to 2283 and encodes 760 amino acids. The record is from RefSeq and is a predicted model, not a curated record. Gene Ontology annotation, biological process: potassium ion transmembrane transport. NCBI's taxonomy places the organism in Eukaryota, Metazoa, Chordata, Chondrichthyes, Lamniformes, Lamnidae. Gene Ontology annotation, molecular function: small conductance calcium-activated potassium channel activity; calmodulin binding. The transcript has 8 exons. Gene Ontology annotation, cellular component: neuron projection; plasma membrane; neuronal cell body.
AUGCCGAUUGUCCUGGUCCGUCCGACCAAUCGGACGCGGCGCCUGGAUUCCACGGGAGCCGGAAUAGGCCAGUCUUGGCGCCAGGAUUUCCCCCUCCGUCCCGUAGCGCAUUGCGCCGGGUGCACAGCCCGUUCCUGCGGCUUUAACAGCUCCGACAUGGAAACCCCACUGCAGUCCCGCGGCCGGCGGCACCAGGAGCAGCAGCAGCAGCAGCAGCAGCACCGGGAGCAGCAGCGGGAGCAGCAGCAGCACCGGGAGCAGCAGCGGGAGCAGCAGCGGCAGCGGGAGCAGCAGCAGCAGGAGGAGGAGGAGUGGGAGUGGGUCAGGUGUGGGUGCCCGCAUGUCACCGCCUCUGUCUCUGUCGCUCCCGCUCCCGACAACCUGUUCCUCCGCAAUCCCUCCCCGCUCACUUUCCGGACCACUUCUCCCAUUUCCUCCUCCUCCUCCUCCUCCAGACAAGGCAGCGAGUUUUCGCCCUCCUCCGCCAGUCAUGCCAGCUCUUCUAGACAUUCUCACCCCCAGCACCGCCACCCCCAGCAUCACCACCACCACCAGCAUCAGCAGCAUCAGCAGUGCCGGCAGCCCAGUCCCAGCAGCCAUCGCCGGGAGAGCAACCCUUUCACUGAAAUCGCCAUGAGCAGCUGCAGGUACAACGGCGGCGUCAUGCGGCCGCUCAGCAACCUGAGCUCGUCCAGGAGGAACCUCCACCAGCUGGAGUCGGAGUCGCAGCCUCUUCAACCCAUCUUCACCACAGUCGCCCCGGAGAUCGUGGUCUCCAAGCCCGAGCAGAACAAUUCCACGACGGUCGUUUCUUAUGGGGGCAGCGGUAGCACCGGGGGAGGAGGAAGCGGCGGCGGCGGCGGCAAACCCAGUAAAAAGAAAAACAAUAACAUUGGCUACAAGCUGGGCCAUAGGAGAGCUUUGUUUGAGAAAAGAAAACGAUUGAGCGACUAUGCCUUGAUCUUUGGUAUGUUUGGGAUUGUAGUGAUGGUCAUUGAGACUGAACUUGCGUGGGGGGCUUAUCAGAAGGGGUCGCUAUAUUCAUUAGCUCUAAAAUGCCUUAUUAGCCUUUCUACGAUUAUUCUGCUUGGUCUGAUCAUUGUAUACCACGCGCGGGAAAUUCAGUUAUUCAUGGUAGACAAUGGCGCAGAUGACUGGAGAAUAGCCAUGACUUAUGAGCGGAUUUUUUUCAUCUGUUUGGAAAUACUGGUAUGUGCUAUUCACCCAAUACCUGGAAACUAUACUUUCACUUGGACAGCACGCCUUGCCUUUUCAUAUACAACAUCUACAGCAAUAGCAGAUGUGGAUAUAAUCUUAUCAAUACCAAUGUUUCUUAGACUUUACCUUAUUGCCAGAGUAAUGCUGCUGCAUAGCAAACUUUUUACGGAUGCUUCUUCAAGAAGUAUUGGAGCACUGAAUAAAAUAAACUUCAAUACCCGUUUCGUAAUGAAGACUUUAAUGACAAUAUGUCCAGGAACAGUACUGUUGGUUUUCAGCAUUUCAUUGUGGAUAAUUGCAGCAUGGACAGUCCGAGCUUGUGAAAGAUAUCAUGAUAGCCAAGAUGUCACAAGCAAUUUUCUUGGAGCAAUGUGGCUUAUUUCUAUCACCUUUCUCUCCAUUGGCUAUGGUGAUAUGGUACCGAAUACAUAUUGUGGGAAAGGAGUUUGUCUACUCACAGGGAUUAUGGGCGCUGGCUGCACUGCUCUGGUUGUAGCUGUGGUUGCCAGGAAGCUGGAACUUACCAAAGCAGAAAAACAUGUGCAUAAUUUUAUGAUGGAUACACAACUCUCUAAACGAGUAAAAAAUGCAGCUGCCAAUGUUCUCAGGGAAACAUGGUUAAUAUAUAAAAACACAAAAUUAGUUAAAAAGAUAGACCAUGCAAAAGUGAGGAAGCAUCAACGCAAAUUCUUGCAAGCCAUCCAUCAGUUACGAAGUGUAAAAAUGGAACAAAGAAAAUUAAAUGAUCAGGCAAAUACUUUGGUGGACCUUGCUAAGACACAAAACAUUAUGUACGACAUGAUCUCAGAUCUGAAUGAAAGGAGCGAAGAUUUUGAGAAAAGGAUUGUAACAUUGGAAAAUAAAUUAGAGACAUUAAUAGGAAGCAUCCAAGCUCUACCGGGACUGAUAAGUCAGACAAUCAGCCAUCAGCAGAGGGAAUUUCUCGAAGCUCAGAUACAGCAGCAUGACAAACAAAUUACCUACAGUGCUGAGAGGUCACGAUCAGCAACCAGAAGGAGAAGGUCCUCCUCGACAGCUCCACCAACUUCAUCGGAAAGUAGCUAGAAGUGAACAGUUUAAACACAAGAAAGAACUUUUUUUUUGCCAUCAUAUGGUUGAUAUUUUAGCUUUUAUUGUAAAGCCCUAACAAUACUAAACAGUGUUAUCCGGGUUCUGAUGUCAGAAUCCAGGGAACCUGAAAAAAUAUUUUAGGCCAAAAGGAGUGAGUACUCUCUUUCAGAUGCACAGUGAAUGCACCUAACCUGCUAUUUAGAUUGUUUCUUCUGUACAAUUUACUUGACUUUUUACUCACGCACUUCAACUGACUUUACUAUUAUAUACUAUAAUAAAAAGAACA